Molecule: messenger RNA, 1511 nt
Organism: Ipomoea nil (Japanese morning glory)
Lineage: Eukaryota; Viridiplantae; Streptophyta; Magnoliopsida; Solanales; Convolvulaceae
Product: PI-PLC X domain-containing protein At5g67130-like
Exons: 10
Coding region: 90-1280 (396 amino acids)
Biological process (GO): lipid metabolic process
Molecular function (GO): phosphoric diester hydrolase activity
Source: RefSeq, a predicted model, not a curated record
UUAGCCUUAGCCGCCCUCAUAUAUUCGCUUUCAGUCUCUCCCACGCUGAAUACUAUAGUCUUAUCAGAGUCCUUCCCGGCCGAAGAGCUAUGAAUUUCUGCAUUGCGGUUUCUCUGAUCGUUCUCGUCGCCGUUUUCAGUUUCGGCAACGGCGAUUGCGCAGCUAAGCAAGGAGAAAUGUGCUCCCUAUCUUUUGACUGUGAUACCGACUUGCAUUGUGAGGAGUGUAUUGCCGAAGGUGAUUAUUUUCCGCCUGUGCAUAGAUGUAUUCGCAUUCAGCCGCUCAAUCCGUUCUCUAAGGUCAAGGGAGUACCAUUUAAUCGGUACUCAUGGCUUACAACACACCUAGUGACUACCCGGACCCAGGACGACUCUGUUAUUCAACAGCUCAUGAAUGGCGUUAGGGGCUUGGUGCUUGAUGUGUAUGACUUCAACAAUGACGUUUGGCUAUGCCAUUCCACCCAUUCAUCUUGUGGAAAAUGCAACGAACCUUUUCUACCUGUAAUAACUGUCCUGAGUGAGAUUAAAUUGUUUCUUCAAACAAACCCUUCAGAAAUUGUCACUAUCAUGAUUGAAGACUACGUUGCAAAGCCAAAUGGAAUAACGAAUGUUUUUAGGGCAGCUGGCCUAGGACCUUUCUGGUUUCCAGUAUCUCUGAUGCCUAAAAGUGGUGAGGAAUGGCUAAAUGUUGAUGAAAUGAUUGAAACAAAUAAACGGUUAGUGGUGUUUGGUUCAAAGUCUACUAAAGAAUCUUUAGAAGGUAUCGCAUACAAAUGGAGAUACUUCAUAGAAAACAAAUAUGGAGACGAUGGGAUGAUAAAUGGAUUAUGUACCAAACGUGCAGAAUCAUCUCCCUUGAACACACGAACAAGGUCACUAAUUCUUAUGAACUAUUUCCCAUGUGCACCAGAUCCUGACCAAGCUUGCAAACAUAAUUCAAAACCAUUAAAGAGUAUGAUGUAUACAUGUUUUGAAGCUGCUGGCAAAAGAUGGCCCAAUUUCAUUGUGGUUGAUUUUUAUAAGAGAAGUGAUGGAGGGGUAGCCGCUGAAGCUGUUGAUGAGGCAAAUGGUCAUCUAUUGUGUGGUUGUACAAACAUUGCACAUUGCAAGGAUAAUAUGACUUUUGGAACCUGUGAGUUGUCCCAACAAACAAGCCCUGCAAAUUUGGUCAACAGAUCAUUUCAAUUGUUGUUGCUGUUUGGAAUGUGUACAUUGGCUCUUUCCUUGUGGGCCUAUUUUGUUGGUACAUGGAUACUACGACGUUUGUUCUCGUACGUGUGAAUAAAUAUUAUACGUGUGAAUUAUUCUUAUAAUGGUUGUCUUCUCUGCGAUUGCCUUGAUCUCAAACGACAUUUUUGAUGUGUUGUUCCAUUUUAUCUCUAGACCAACGAAUACGUUGGCUCAUGCUUUGGCUAGAGCUACGACGUCUAAGUAUAGUCCUCAUACUUGGUUCUUUUCUUAUCCUGCUUGUAUUGAACAUUUCACUAUUUGUGAGUAAUACAUUCGUUUCUU